UAAGAUAUCAUCGCCUCCCAUUCAUAUAGUACAUAGAUAUCAUGUGAAUUCUACUCAACUAUUCACUUUAUUACCCAAUACCUCGGCCAAUUGCACACAAACGUGGAACAUUGCUACUUCACCUUUAUCUAUAUCAUUAUCAUCAUGAAGUUUACUCUUGUUCAAUAUGUGCCCUUUUUAGUGCCACUCGCUAGCGCUACUUCAUUUUACUUUGACGGGUCACUAUCCAGCAACGGCGACGGCUCACAGUCAAAGCCGUUCAACACGCUCACUGGCAUCCCCUCCCUUGCUCUGCAGCCGGGAGAUAAUAUUCUGCUUAAGAAGGGGACAAAAUUUGGACAAACCCUUCAUCUGACCAAAAGUGGCACAGCCCAAUCACCUAUCACGAUUGGCUCCUAUGGAAGCGAUACUGCUAGUGCCCCAGUGGUUCAAUGUCCGGCCACUGGCAUUAACAGUAUAUUGCUGGAAGGGGUUGAAUAUGUCACAUUGCAGGACUUGGAGAUCACAAACCCAGGUGACAACACCACUGUUCGACGCGGUGUCUAUGUCUAUGCCAAGGACAAAGGUGCAGUGGCUGGAAUCACUCUCCAGCGCCUGUACAUUCACGAUGUGACGGGCCGCACACCAUCCACUGUGACCGGCUAUUCCACAGGCAAAUACGCUAAUGCCACUGGUGGCAUAGUCAUUGAAGCACAGGGAAACACCACUGGCACAUACUUUACGGGAUUGACCAUCGCCGACAACCUGUUGGUCAAUGUAGCCCGCCAGGGUAUUUAUACAUGGUCCAACUGGUGCCGUCGACCAGAGCUCGCCUCGUUCUGGAACUCGCUUUGCAGUGCUACUUGGUACGCAUCUACGGGAUUCACUGUGAAGAACAAUCGUUUGGUAAAUGUUGCUGGUGAUGGAAUUGUUAUCACCGGCAACGAAGACGCCAAGACAGUGAACAAUCUUAUCCAGGGUUUUCAUUAUGGAGGCGGUGGUAACAGCGCUGGCAUUUGGACUGCAAACAGCGUGGGCAGCUACUUUGCAUACAAUGAUGUCUCUGGAGGCCAAACCACAGGUGACGGAAUGUCGUAUGAUGUUGAUCACUCUACAUCUGGUACCGUUUUUGAGUAUAAUCUCUCUCAUGACAACGAGGGUGGAUUCUUUCUCUUGUGUCCCUACGACAAACCAACUACCAAUUUCACCAUCAGGUACAACCUAUCUGUCAAUGACCGCGCACGCAUUUUCCAGGUCUGUCCCGGAGACCUCGUCGGCGGUGAGAUAUACAAAAACACUAUCCUCAUUGGCAACGGAAUAUCGCAGCAAGUGGUGACGGCUCCAACGGGCAAAAACCUGAGUCUUGACGUCCAAUUCACCGACAACAUUGUCAAGACUGUAGGCAGUGGCACUGGACACUGGAAUCUCGAUAGCCCUGAGUUCCUUCUUAACAACAAUGUUUUCCACGGGGCAAUCGAUAGCUUCCCUGGUGCCACAGACAGCAUCACCAAUCCACCUGGUCUCGCUGCUCCGGGUCUGCGUGAUCCCUAUGCAUACAAGUUGCUAAGCGCUAGCGCUUCUGCCCUCGACUCUGCAGUAGCCAUUGCUGGGGAUGCCACAGAGGACUUUUUUGGGAACAGAGUUACUCAUAAAAAUAUUGGAUUCUAUGGUGGCGCAGGGACCAAAGUUCCUCAAUGGAUCAGCUCGUUUGAUGCCGGCACACUUUCCCCAUGGACUACUAAUAGCGCCUCGAUUGUUACCGACCCUUCUGGAAAUUUGGGCAAGUCCGUGUUGCUCGGAGCAGGAGGCUCUCUAUCACGCAGCUUUAGCGUAUCUUCAAGCGGUCUACGCUUCAAUGUGAGGUUGUGGUUCGGUGGCGCGUCCGACACGGCUGCUACAGUGCAGGUUGGAGGCAUCAAAGUCACGUUCAGCAAUCUCAAAACGACCCAAGUGGGCUGGUGGCAGAUUUUAGUUGUUGAGAUUGCAGCCGAUGGAACUUCUACAGCCAAACUCGGCUCCCAGGCUGGUACCAGCUCCUGGCCUGUGUCAAGCGUCACCAGCUCUGGUGAUGUUGUCAUUAGCGCAGGGGGUAGCUCUCUGUAUUUAGACGACGCUUUCAUCACUUCAUUAUAG
Molecule: messenger RNA, 2112 nt
Organism: [Torrubiella] hemipterigena
Lineage: Eukaryota; Fungi; Ascomycota; Sordariomycetes; Hypocreales; Clavicipitaceae
Source: the annotation of a GenBank genome assembly